AUGGCAUAUUUUUACACCACAACGAAGAAGAUUUCACUUCAGGUACCGAGACCCAAAAGUGCAGUUUACCGUGACCCGUUGAAGAAAGUCAAGUUCAGUCUUGGUGCCAGGCUGCGUGAAACGGGAGAGUUGUUCGUUGUGCCCGACUGCCACCACAACAUGAGAAUCAGAGAGCUAAAAAACACCAUGGAAUUAGUGGUUGGGGUUCCCACAGACUUCCAGAGAGUAUGCUACCUGGAUAAUGGGGCCAAUGUUAAGGGCCAGACUACCCCGGGGCGCGGGGCCCUCCACGUGGCCGCCACCGAGGGCCAGUUGCAGUCCAUCCAGGAGCUACUGGUGCGCGGCGCCCCACACCAACUGGAGGACGCUGAGGGCAUGACAUCUCUGAGAACCGCCAUGCGCUGGGGCCAGAGGAAGAGCACCCGGCAGCUCUUCCUCUUCCACUGGCAGGAGUGUGACUCCCAGCUACGUACCUGGCACUGGGGUGCCCACGCCCAGAGAUACAGCACCUCCCUGGGGCGCUGUAGCCGUGGGGUGGAGGGCAGGGUGGAAGUGAGGCAGAACACGGCCAUGAGGGCCCAGGCAAGGAGGGCGUGGAUGGGGGAUGCGUGACCAGAGCUUCAUGUCAAGAACAGGGAAGAUGGCCAAGAGCCUGGUCCUGGAGAGCCGUGUACACAGGAUUUUAUUCCAGCCCAGCACUAACACACCAGUUCCUAACUACUCUGGAUUGAAUCGCAUGAGCAGUCGGAUCAUUUGAAUCAGAUGUGUUAGUGUUGGGUUGGAACAAAAGCUUGCUAACAGACAAUGUUUUCCCCUUGUUCAUUUAGUCAGAAGUUUGCCUACCUCUCCUACGUCGGACGUUGAGUAAGUGCUUUCGCAAUGGUCCCGAGCAGCAAAACUCCCUUCAUGAAAUUAUCAAGAAGCAGAAAAGUAGAUGAACUGACAUUUCUAAUCAAGAUAAACCAGAGAAAAAAAGGUGCAGCUAAAAGGUGUAAUCACAUUAGUCAGAGAUGGGGAAAUAAGAUGUCUUGAGCAACCUGGAUGAUAGAAUGUGACACUGCUUAUUGGUGAAUAAAAGUAGAAACCAGAGAAAUGAGAACAAAGUCCCUUUAAUGUUUAAAGUACCUUUACCAGAGAGAUAAAUCAGAACAAUAUUGUAAAAAUAUAUAAAUACUAGAAAAAAUAUAUAUAAAUACUGUAUGAUAAAAGCCAAUUCAAAAGGAGUUGAAAACUGUUAAAUGGGGAAUAAAGUACCUUUAAAUCUUAAAUGAUUGCAUUGCCGUCGCACCAUCGCAGCAGUGCCUUCGGAAACCCCUCGACGUUUCCACAUUUUGUUACUUUA
Messenger RNA from Oncorhynchus nerka (sockeye salmon), 1342 nucleotides. RefSeq lists its product as uncharacterized. The record is from RefSeq and is a predicted model, not a curated record. Gene Ontology annotation, molecular function: protein binding. The transcript has 2 exons. The coding region runs from base 1 to 612 and encodes 203 amino acids. Lineage: Eukaryota; Metazoa; Chordata; Actinopteri; Salmoniformes; Salmonidae.